UUUUUACUACAAUGAGGAAGUCUUUGUGUCUGUUUGUACCAAACAGCAGACCAACAGUCAUAAAACUUCACAAAGAUCAUAAAUGACAGUCAUGUGACUUCCAGUAAAGAAGAAGGAGGGAGGAGCAGACAGGUAGGGAGUAAAGGUGAACGUCUGUACAGACUUCAUUUCACAGUCAUCAGAGCAGAAGGAGGAAAACAGUCUGAGGCAGACUCCAGAAGAUGAGGAUGGAGCAGAGUCUCUAACAUCCAGCUGUGUUGAUGAAGAGUGAGCAGUCUGAUGAUGAUCCUCUAAACUUCAGUAAUGAACCUGGACCUUCAGACACAAACUUUAGAUACCAGAAGAACGUUAUCGGCUGCUACAGUUCACUGUGAGACUAGACCCUCAUCUUCAGGAGCUCUCUGUUGACAGUUUUCACACCAGCGUUAACGAACCAAUCAGAACAUGUGAAGACACCAGAGUUCACUGAACCACAACAAACAGAGAGCCAAGAUGAGGAAGAGGGACCUGCUCAAUAUCCUGGACGAUUUAAAAGACGAUGAAUUUAAGAACUUCAAAUGGUCCCUCGAGGAUGAAGAGGUGGGCGACAUCGAACCCAUCAGAAAGAGCCAGCUGGAGAAGGCAGAGGAGAGGUGGGACGUGGUGGAUCUGAUGGUGCAGAAAUAUGAACUAGCUGGAGCUGUGGAGGUGAUGAAGAGCGUUUUAAAGAAGAUCAGCAGGAAUGAUCUGGUGACGGAUUUGUCGAACAUCAGCUCAGGAUCAGAAGGAGCAGUGGGCAGUGGCACUGACAGGAGUAUCAAUCCUAACACAGAUGUUUCUGAUGGUGGGAGUAAACCAGAGCAACCAGCAGAAACCCACGCUGACACUGGGGAAACAUCUAAACUCAUCACAGAGACGACCGGGGACAACAAGGGUUCAAACCCAGGAGCUUCUAGCUGUGAGGCAACAAUGCCAAACACUGAGACACCUCACUGCUCACACACAGAAAGUGGAAAGCAGGAGGGUUUAGAUGAACAUCACAUCAUUCUGAUAACGAGAUGUCAACAUCUGACUGAAGAAACUGAUGAAGCAGGAAGGAAAAUCCUCUUCAACAGCUCCUUCACUGAGGUCUACAUCACAGAGGGAAAGAGUAAAGAGGUUAAUACCCAACAUGAGGUGAUGCAGCUUGAAACAGCUUCCAAGAAGAAGACCCUCCAUGACGCUCCAAUCAAGUGUCAGGACAUCUUUAAAGUCUUACCUGACCAACAGGAAUACAUCAUCAGAGUGGUUCUGAUGAACGGCGUCGCUGGCGUUGGAAAAACCUUCACAGUGCAGAAGUUCACUCUGGACUGGGCACAGCGCUCCAAAAACCAAGAUAUCAGUCUGCUGAUUCCACUUCCGUUCAGGGAGCUGAACUUGAUCAAAGAUGAGCAGCACAGUCUGCUCACACUGAUCUGUCAUUUCUAUCCAACAUUACAGAAGCUCACAGCAGAGAAGCUCGCUGUCUGUAAAGUUCUGUUCAUCUUUGACGGCCUGGAUGAAAGCAGACUUUCACUGGAUUUCAACAACAGUGAGGUCGUGUCUGAUGUCACACAGAAGUCAUCAGUCAGCGUGCUGUUGACAAACCUCAUCGAUGGGAAGCUGCUUCCCUCGGCUCUCAUCUGGAUAACUACCCGACCUGCAGCAGCCAAUCAGAUCCCUCUGACAUUUGUUAGCAGGAUAACAGAAGUACGAGGCUUCACUGAUGACCAGAAGGAGGAGUACUUCAGGAGGAGAUUCAGUGAUGAAGAGCAGUCCAGCACAAUCAUCUCACACAUCAAGACAUCCAGGAGCCUCCACAUCAUGUGUCACAUCCCAGUCUUCUGCUGGAUCACUGCUACAGUUCUGGACCAAAUGUUGACUCCAGACCAGAGAGAAGAGCUGCCCAAGACCCUGACUAACAUGUACUCACACUUCCUGCUGGUUCAGACAAAGAGGAAGAAGAACAAGUAUGAAGCACACAAGACAAAGACUAAGAAAUGUGAAGAGGAGCUGACGGAGGCUGACCGGAACCUUCUUCUGAAGCUGGGGAAGCUGGCAUUUGAACAACUGGAGAAAGGAAACAUCAUGUUCUACCAAGAAGACCUGGAGCAGUGUGGCCUUGAAGUCACAGAGGCCUCGGUGUUAUCAGGAGUUUGUACAGAGAUCUUCAAAAGAGAGAAUCACCAGAAGACAACAGUCUACAGCUUUGUUCAUCUGAGCGUUCAGGAGUUUCUGGCUGCAGGCUACAUGUACCAUUGUUACACCAGCAGGAAGACAAAGGUACUGGAGGACUUCCUGGGAGAAGACUACAAACACAAGGACAACAAACACAAGGAGUCAAAACCAAAAUCUGUCUUUGGGAAAAUUUCUGCUUUUUUCAAAGGCAAAAACAUCCCACCUGAAAGAAAUUAUGAUCUCCUAUCUCUGGAUAACUUCCUGAAGAGAGCCAUUGAGAAAUCUCUCAGAAGUGAAAAUGGGCACCUGGACCUGUUUGUCCGCUUCCUUCAUGGCCUCUCUCUGGAGUCCAACCAGAGUGUCUUAGAAGGCCUGCUGGGUCAGACAGACAACAGUCCAGAAACCAUCCAGAGAGUCAUCAACAACCUGAAGAAGAUGAAUAGUGAUGAUAUCUCUCCUGACAGAAGCAUCAACAUCUUCCACUGUCUGAUGGAGAUGAACGACCGCUCAGUACAUCAGGAGAUCCAAGAGUUCCUGAAGUCAGAGAACAGAUCAGAGAAGAAACUCUCUGAGAUCCACUGCUCAGCUCUGGCCUACAUGCUGCAGAUGUCAGAGGAGGUUCUGGAUGAGUUGGACCUGAAGAAGUACAACACAUCAGAGGAGGGACGACGGAGACUGAUCCCAGCUGUGAGGAACUGCAGAAAGGCUCUACUUUCUAGCUGUAGACUCUCAGAGACUCACUGUGAAGUUUUGGCCUCAGCUCUGAAGUCCAACCCUCAUCUGACACAUCUGGACCUGAGCUACAACAACCUGUCUGAUUCAUCAGUGAAGCUUCUGUCUGCUGGACUGGAGAGUCCAAACUGUGGACUGAAGACUCUGAAACUUUGGGACUGUGGACUCUCAGAGACUCACUGUGAAGUUUUGGCCUCAGUUCUGAAGUCCAACCCUCAUCUGACACAUCUGGACCUGAGUCUCAACAAACUGUCUGAUUCAUCAGUGAAGCUUCUGUCUGCUGGACUGGAGAGUCCAAACUGUAGAGUGGAGACUCUGAUAUUGAUUCUCUGCAGUUUGACAAAGAUCAGCUGUUAUUAUCUGGCCUCAGCUCUGAAGUCCAACUCCUCCCAUCUGAGAGAGCUGAAUCUGUGGGGAAACUACCUGAAGGAUUCAGACGUGAGGCAGCUGAUUGAUCUUCAGCAGAGUCCAGACUGCAGACUGGAGACUCUGAGAUGGAAGGAUUGAUCUCUGUCAGAGUGAGAGUGAACAUCCAGGAGUGUUGAGAGAGGAUCAGCUGGAUCCUGAUGAUCCAUCUGGAGUCUGGAUCUGGAUUUUGUCGUCUUCACUUAAAUCUCUUAACUGACUACAAACUGAACAGUUAUCUCUGGAUUUAGCUGAAGUCAGCACUUUACUGAUUUGUUCUACAUGAGCUGUUUGAUGUAAAUAAAGAUAAAAACAGGUGUUAUAAGUCAGACUGUGAGCCUGGGCUCAUAUUUAUCAAGCGUCUCAGAAUCACACUGAGAGUUAACGAGGACUAAAACUAAUGAAUGAAGCAGAAGAGAAUUGACUGUGACUUUCAGCAGGAGAAGGAUUACUGCUGGGAGAGAGUGAGACGUGGCUGUUUUACCACAGUCAGAGCAGCAGAGUAGAGGGUCAGGACAUUUCUGAGCUGGUUUUAUGUUUAGAUCCAAAGCUGAAAACAUGCUGAACAAUGUGUUAGAAUGAUGGAAGCUGCAGUUCAGUCUGCGUCCACACGGAGGAGCCAGAGAUCUGCACACUUCAUCAUUAUGACUGGAAAACACUCUGAGCUCAUUUCAUUAUGGAUUUAUAUAAUGACAAUAAAAAAUCAUUCAUUCUUGACUCAGACCUCAAAUCCACUAAAACUUAUCAACUUUAAUCCUGUUUUUUAAUUCUGGUUGAGUUCAUGAAAAAGCUUUAAUCUCCCUGCUUAUUAUUAUAUUAUUAUCAUUACUAUUAUUACUGUUAUCAUUACUAUUAUUAUUAUCAUUACUAUUAUUACUGUUAUCAUUAUUAUAUUAUCAUUACUAUUAUUAGUUAUCAUUAUAUUUUUAUCCCACUGUCUUUA
Messenger RNA from Scomber scombrus (Atlantic mackerel), 4255 nucleotides. RefSeq names its product NACHT, LRR and PYD domains-containing protein 3-like. Gene Ontology annotation, molecular function: protein binding. Bases 493 to 3414 code for a protein of 973 amino acids. The record is from RefSeq and is a predicted model, not a curated record. The transcript is spliced from 10 exons. Lineage: Eukaryota; Metazoa; Chordata; Actinopteri; Scombriformes; Scombridae.